UACCGAGGGAAGUCUUUUGUCGCUUGUACACAAGCAGAGCCCGUGCAGUGGUCCAUCGAAUCUACAGUACCUUGUGCCCUCUGUGGCACAGCACAUGAAAUGUAGUAGUACACGACAGCAGACUAUGAAGGGCUGCUGAAUUUCCCAGUCACUAGUUUUCAGCCAACUUACUCCCACCUUUUCCAUUUCCUUUCCCUCUUCCAACUUUGGCUGCCUUUCUGGACGCGCGUUACUUUGCCUGUGCACCUCGCUUCGCCUCUGCCUUGGACAUAUACAACGGACCAUCAUCGGGCGUCAUGCGCAAAUGAUAGGCUCUGAAUCAUUCUCACGCCACGCAGGCAAGAAAAAAACGGCUGCUGACGCCUGGGCCGCUGGACGCAACACUAACCGCCAAAGCGCGAGGCUGUGUGCUGUGUAGAGACAGGGCGGGGUAUCCCCACCUGUUUGUUGGACGGUGGUAAUGUUGUAUGACAGACUGGAUCGACGGGAGCUGCAUCUGUCUUGGCAGCUAUAUACGAUACUAACGAAUCAAACAAGUCUACAGGGCGCCCAUCCUCAACCAUGGCUCAUCCGGAGACAAAUAACACGCUAGGGACGCUCCCGACAGAAGUAUUGCUGUUUAUCGUAAACAACCUGUCCCAACAUGACAUAUGCUCUCUAUGCCGGACAUCACAGAAAAUUCAAUAUCGUGUUCAACCGAGCCUGUACACAAAGAUCCACUUCAAUCCCCUCAGAGAAUUAAUAUUGCUUCCUCUUAUAAAACUCCUCAAAAUCCUCAUCAAGCGACCUCAUCUAGGUCUUCUAGUUCAGGACAUCACCUUAACGCAUGGCAGUAAGGCAUCGAUGUUUCGCCGUCCUAAUUACAAUACAAAAGCUCUUCAACACUUUAUCAAGGAGCUUCGCCUUCCAUUCCAAGACACCUGGCUUAGGGAUGUCGAGAACCAAACAACGGACUCCAUCGUUGCGAUGCUCCUUGUGCUGUGCCCAAACCUUUCCUCCUUGGCAGCCGAUCACCUCUACAUCGAUGAGCCGCGAAUUUUUGGUAUGCUAGUACGCCAUCUAGUUCAACCACAGACAGACAAUCCGAAAUCGCUGCUUAGAAAUCUACGCAGUCUUGCUCUAACGCCACAUCUCGAUCAAUUUCCUGAGGACGAACCCAACACAGAUGCAAUGCUCCCGCUAUUCUACAUAUCUACUCUUCGUCAUAUAAAAUUCACAGUUGAUAGUCCACCUCAGUUUACAUGGCCCCUCUCCUCACCCCCUACUCUUGAAAAUCUUACGUCCAUGCAUCUCUCUAGACUGCGCGAAGUCCAGCUUGGGGAGGUUCUUGCAUGUACCAAGAAUCUUCAAUCAUUGACCUGGAACUGGGUGUUCGAUGGCGGCGAGGAACAUGUUUGGAUGGUAAAUAACGGCAUAUUUGAUCUAGACAGGCUUGGGCUUGCACUAGAACAUGUCCGUGAUUCUCUAGUCGACCUGAAGCUGACAGCAGACGAGGCAAAUUUCUUUUCCUCCUACGCUGAUAUAGAGAUCCAAGGCAGUCUAAAGGCCCUAGCUCGCUUCCCAAAGCUGCGGAGCUUGCAUGCAUUGUACCACUUCCUCUUGAACCAGUCUCCAGAGCGUUAUACUGAUGAGCUACAUUCCAUCUUACCUCAGUCGCUCCAUCACUUAACCAUGUCAGACGAGUUUUCCUAUGGAGAAGGCUGGGAAGAACAAGCACAAUCUGAUGUGAUUCAGAAGUGGUGGAGUCACCAUCUUGACUGUACCCCAGAGUUGCGUUCCCUUACCAUACAUGCCACGGACAAGACCUAUAAGUGGAUUAUACCGGGAUAUGCAUUAUUUCAACUCGGUAGCCAACAUGGUAUUGAUGUGCAGAUAGAUAGAAAAAGAGAGAAGAAGGAACGAUAUGAGUGAAGAUGAGUAAAGCAAGUAAUCCACACUUUCUAGCGUUCUCUACCGACUGUGGCGGCCGACUCAGCACACUAAUUAACAUGUAGAACCA
Messenger RNA from [Torrubiella] hemipterigena, 1999 nucleotides. Lineage: Eukaryota; Fungi; Ascomycota; Sordariomycetes; Hypocreales; Clavicipitaceae. The record is from the annotation of a GenBank genome assembly.